AUGAUUUGGUUUCAGCUGAUGGGCAUUUUGUUUAGUGUGGAUAUAGCAAGGGCUACCCAUUUGAGCUACUCCAUUGAAGAUUACAAAGCCUUGACAGAUUCCCUACUCGCAAAUUAUUCAAGUAAGAUCAGGCCUAUCAAAAACCAAGGGGCUUCACUGAAAAUGGAGACUAGUCUAUGGUUGUGUGGUGUUAAUGAUGUAAACGCUGUGGACCAGAAAUUGGUUACAACAGCAUACUUAUAUGUCAAAUGGAAAGAUGAACUAAUUAACUGGAAUUCCACCUCAACAGGGAUCUACUGGAUGCAGUUCAAUCAACAGGAUCUUUGGAUGCCUGACCUUGUUUUAAAGAAUGGAUUCACAGAAUUUAAACCCCUGGGAGGUAAAUUUUACUAUGUGUUUGUGGACUAUGACGGAACUGUACAUUGGUAUCCAUACAUGGUAUUUGAAUCAUCGUGUGAUAUUGAUAUUUCCCAUUAUCCGUUUGACAAACAGUCGUGUAAAGUCAGCUUUAAGACAUGGAGUUACUCCAGAUGGGAAAUCAACCUAACAGUUUCAGCAGACAAGGUCGGAUUUUACGAAUUUGUAGAAAAUACCGAUGCCGGAGAAAAAAUGGGUUAUGCUGUGACAAUAUUUCUCACAUUUGCUGUGUUUUUGACCAUGGUUAGCGGCGAGCUUCCGAUAAACUCGGACAAUGUUUCAAUUUUGAGUGUUUAUUUAAUUGUGCAACUGUGUAUAGGCAUAUUUGUUCUCAUCAUUACCUCUUUACAACUCCGAUUACAUCACAGAACUGCAGAGAGAAAUAUAGGAAAAGUAUUCUGCUUUUUGGUACGAAUGGAAAGGCGCUUGAGAUGUGAAGGCGGAAAAAAUUCCUCACAGUCGGGCUGUUUUCUUCAGAAGUGUAAAUGCUGUGUGGGCAAUCGGGUUAUAGAGGUUGAUGACAGAUACCUUAAAAGCAGACAAGGUAAAGAGAAAGAAGCUAUGGAAGAAAUAGAAAACCAACCGGAAAUGUCAUGGAACGAUGUGUCGUCUGCCAUAGAUUUUUUCGCGUUCUGGAUUUUGCUGAUAUUUGAAUUUAUUAUUUCAACGGUUGUUUUUACAUAUGCCUCAACAUAUUAG
Messenger RNA from Saccostrea echinata, 1116 nucleotides. RefSeq names its product neuronal acetylcholine receptor subunit alpha-6-like. The transcript is spliced from 3 exons. The record is from RefSeq and is a predicted model, not a curated record. NCBI's taxonomy places the organism in Eukaryota, Metazoa, Mollusca, Bivalvia, Ostreida, Ostreidae. Gene Ontology annotation, biological process: monoatomic ion transmembrane transport; chemical synaptic transmission; regulation of membrane potential. Bases 1 to 1116 code for a protein of 371 amino acids. Gene Ontology annotation, molecular function: neurotransmitter receptor activity; extracellular ligand-gated monoatomic ion channel activity; transmembrane signaling receptor activity. Gene Ontology annotation, cellular component: synapse; membrane; neuron projection.